CGCAUUCCCUUUGCCAUCCGUAAUAGCUGGCUUACUUACAGCUAUUGCAAAAAUAGGCUUCCCGACCCACACACCAAGUACACAGGAUUCCAGCAAAUCCACAAUCCAAACCGAAAAUGGCCCAACCAGGUUUUGACGAAGCCUCCAGUCUGGCUUUCAACUGAUUUGCGCGAUGGCAACCAAUCUCUCAUCAACCCUUUGACCAUUGAGCAAAAGUGGGAAUAUUUCCAGAUGCUCGUUGAAAUUGGUUACACCGAAAUCGAAGUAUGCUUUCCGGCCGCAUCCCAAGUCGAGUUCGAUUUUACGAGACGUCUGAUUGAGACGCCCAACAUCGUCCCUGACACUGUACGCCUGCGGGGUCUUUCUCCUACGCGAGAAGAUUUCUUGGCUCGCACCGUCGCCGCUCUCCGUGGCGCCAAAAGAGCGUCCGUUUGCACUUAUAUCUGCGUCAGUGACAAGCAGCUCAAAUACCAGGGCUUCACACGAGAGAGAGCACUCGAGCAGGCUGUUAGAUCUGUUCGAUAUCUGCGAUCUAUUACCAAAGAUGACCCGGAAUCGGCGGCUGUAACGGACUGGACCAUGGCUUUUGGCCUCGAGUCCUACAACGAAGCCGACCACGAAUACGCUGUGCAGAUCACUGAGGCUGUGAGAGAGGCCUGGGAGCCUACUGUGGAGGACCCUUUGGUCGUGGUUUUGGCCACUAGUACCGAGGUUGCUACUCCCAACGUGUUUGCAGACCAAGUCGAGACCUUCCGAGCCUCUCUGUCUGACCCCGAAAAGAUUUCUAUCUCAAUUCACACCCAUAACGACCGUGGAUGUGGUGUUGCUGCAGCUGAAUUGGGCAUGCUUGCAGGUGCUGACAUGGUCGAGGGAUGUCUGUUCGGCAACGGAGAACGCGCUGGCAAUGUUGAUCUCGUCACCCUGGCCCUUAACUUGUACUCGCGCGGCAUCCACCCCGGUCUCGACUUUUCAAAACUUUACGAGAUUAAGAGAAAGUAUGAGAAGCUCACUGGUUUGAUCGUGUCUCAGCGUAUGCCUUAUACUGGUGAGUUUGCGCUUCAAGCAUUCAGUGGCAGCCAUCAAAAUAUCAUCCGAAAGGGUAUUGCGCAACGAGUCGAGGCCGCCGAGAAGGGAAUUAGGCCGAUUUGGGACAUUCCAUACCUCCCUCUCGAUCCAGAAGACUUGGGCAUUCCUCUGGACACAAUCAUUCGGGUUAACUCACAAAGCGGCAAGGCUGCUGCGACCUGGAUUCUCAACAGGCGUUGGGGCCUUGACAUACCCGUCGAGCUUCAGAUCAACUUUGGAGGCCGAGUCCAGAUGAUGUGCGAGGCCCUUGCGCGAGAGAUCUCCCACCAGGAGGUUAUCAACCUCUUCAUUGCCAGCUACGCACUUAUGCCAAGUGAGAAGUACGAUAGUGCCUCCAACAUCGGCAACAUUUCUGUUACUAGCGAUGGCACAUUGCAAACUGUUGUCGGAAUGAUCAAUCCUGCCGACAGCUUCGCCAUUCGUGUCGAUGGAACUGGACCUGACAUUGCCUCCGCCGUUGUUAGGGGCUUGCACUUCAUGAAGGACGUUAACGCCAUGGCCAAAAUUCAUCAUACCCAGCAGCUGUCUGAGCGGUUCGAUGGGAAGUACUGCGUCCUGGCAACCUGCGUGGAGGAGGAUAAGACCACAUGGGGAUACUUCAUCGAUGAAAACGAGGAGAAUGCCCAGGCAAUGGCGGUUGUUUCGGCGUCAUUGCACAUGUACCGUCGCAAAUUGUCAACCCUGCCGCUCAAGAAGCAAAACACUAUGGCCAAAAUCGCAGCCUCAAGUGUAACCCAGACAGCGGCAACAGCUUAA
Molecule: messenger RNA, 1842 nt
Organism: Colletotrichum tamarilloi
Lineage: Eukaryota; Fungi; Ascomycota; Sordariomycetes; Glomerellales; Glomerellaceae
Product: 2-isopropylmalate synthase
Exons: 3
Biological process (GO): L-leucine biosynthetic process
Cellular component (GO): mitochondrion
Molecular function (GO): 2-isopropylmalate synthase activity
Source: RefSeq, a predicted model, not a curated record